AUGAAUGAAAGGCUUAUGGUGAAUGCUCCAGCUGAGAGCAUCGGUGUGGCCCAGCCAAAAGGGUGGAUGAAUAGUGACUUUUUUUUGCAAUAUCUAAGAAUAUUCGUCAAACACACGCAACCAACUAAAGAGAACCCUGUGCUGCUUCUAAUGGAUGGCCAUUGCAGCCACAAGACAUUGGCGGUAAUCAAUUUUUGCAGAGAAAAUCAUAUUCACUUGAUGAGUUCACCACCACACACUACGCACAAGCUCCAGCCUCUGGACAGGACAUUUAUGAAGCCAUUUAAAGAUGCAUACAGCCAACGAUGCGACUUGUGGAUAAGAACAAAUGCUGGAUGUCGGAUAACGGAUUACGACAUUGCUGGUUUGGUCAAAGAAGCAUUUAUAAAAGUAGCUCGAUUGGAUAUUGCAGUAUCUGGAUUCAAAUGCACUGGAAUCCAUCCAUUUGACAGACAUUUAUUUUCUGACCUAGAUUAUUUGGCUGCAGUUAUGACCAAUAUACCACUAGAACAAACAGAAACUUCAUCGAAUGCACUAAACAACGAACAAGCUGUCGUGAUAUCAAACUUAAUCAUAGAAGAGCAAAUAAAAGAAUCUGAACAAUCUAUUAGUGAGCCUAUAACCACAAGUCCCAAACCGUCGACAAGUACUGCUCCCGAUCUUGUUCAGAUAAUCCAUAACUUAUCACCGUUGCCUGACGCAGCAAAAAAACGAACAGCAGCUCGAAAAAGAAAGAGUGAACGAAGUGAAAUUUUAACUUCAUCGCCAUACAAAAAAGUGGCAGAAGAAAAAGAAAAUGAAAAGAACAUGAAAGACAAAAAGAAGGAAAUAAAAUCUAAGUUUAAAGUAGCAAUGGGAGGUAAAGGAAAGCAAACCAAACGAAUUAAAACCAAAGGAAAGAGCGUAGACAAGGGAAAAGAAGCGACAAACGUGAGACCUAAAGGAAAGAAAGGAAGUGAAGUAGAACCAUUAACUGAAACAUCUAACACAAACAUAACAAUUUGCGUAGUUUGCUUAGAAGACACUGACGAAGACUGGAUCCAGUGCUCAUCCUGUCGUGGGUGGGUACAUGAAGCAUGUGCAGACAUUCCAGAGUGUGGUGAUGGCUUCAUAUGUGAUCGAUGCAGGUUAUUUUGA
Messenger RNA from Parnassius mnemosyne (clouded apollo), 1137 nucleotides. NCBI's taxonomy places the organism in Eukaryota, Metazoa, Arthropoda, Insecta, Lepidoptera, Papilionidae. The record is from the annotation of a GenBank genome assembly.